AUAAUAGCGCCUGGCAAGCAUAUCGACUGAUUCAAGUACAAUUCGAACGGUGUUCAAUCUAAGUCUACUUCAGACGUCUUGCGAUAAAGUAUUGUUGAACUUUCUUCGUUAUUCCAACAUGGGGAACCAACCUUCGAAGAAGAAGAACAUCGUCGUUUACGUGAAGACGGGCGAACGGAUCGGCAUGGGCACGGACGACAACGUUUUCGUCGUCCUACACGACGAGAACGGACAACGGACCCGCAAGAUCAAGCUCGACAACCUGGCCAAGAACGACUUCGAGUCUGGCCAGCUUGACAGCUUCUCCGUCGCGAUCGAGAACGAGGACUUCGGGGACCCUGCCUACCUCGAGCUUCGCCGGGACAAGGUGGGGCUCCACGAUGACGAGUGGUACUGUGAGUUCGUCAGAGUUCUGAACGAGAAGACCCAGAGACUUCACAUGUUUCCUAUCCAUAGGUGGGUUCGGGAUGGCUACCCUAUCAAGGUCAAUGAACACGAUGCUGUCCUUCCGCAGGACGACGAGAACAUCGUCCAGAGACAGGAGGAACUCAAGAGGAAGCGGGCGAUGUAUACUCCGAAGUUCAUGAAGGCAACGGGUAUGAUCAUGGUUGAGAAUCUUCCAAAAGAUGAAACGUUUUCGAUCAGUCAUCAGUGGGAUCUCAAGUCCCUUGGAAUGAAGCUAAAAAUGGAAAAUCGAGUUGUCGGAUUCACAACAGAAAGAUUUGAAUCCUUACAGGAUAUGGAGGAGAUCUACAAACCGCCCCACUUCCCAAAGCCUCACAUAAUGGAUAAUUGGAAGUCGGAUAAAGAGUUUGGUAAUCAGCGGUUAUCAGGGUGCAACCCGACCGUGAUCAGACUCUGUACCAAGAUACCAUCCAAUUUCGCAUUGGAUGAGAAAGAGGUUGAGCCUCUUCUUGAAGGCCUAACGAUACCGGAAGCGAUAACAAAGAAACGAUUAUUCAUUAUCGAUCACAAGCUCCUCCAAGACCUGCCAUGUACAGACGGCCGAAAAAUUUGUGCGCCCCUUUGUCUUUUCUUCGUCAACAACGCCAAGUAUCUGAUGCCGGUUGCUAUUCAACUCAAUCAAGUCCCCGCACCGAAUAAUCCGGUGUUUUACCCGACCGACCCGGAGUAUACCUGGCUCUUGGCGAAGUGCUUCUUCAACCUGGCCGAUGCGGCCAUCCACGAGUCGGGCACCCAUCUUGGCUUUACCCAUCUGAUCGGUGAAAUCGUCGUCAUAGCAACGCAUCGUUCUCUCUCUCCAUCGCAUCCCAUCUUUCGUCUUCUCGCUCCCCACUUCAUGUAUCUAGUCGCCAUCAACAACAAAGGAAUGGCUCCUCUGCUUGGAAAGGGCAACUUCACUGACGAAAAUAUGAUAAUCGGCGCCACGGGAAUGGCGGAAAUCAUUAAACGUACAUACGCUACAUGGCGACUGGACGUAGAGGGCUCCCUCGAGACUGACCUUCUCGUGCGCGGUGUCUCUGACCCUGAAGUGUUACCUAACUACCACUACCGUGAUGAUGCCUUGCUCCUGCGUGAAGCAAUAUCAGACUACGUCAAGGAAGUCGUAGACCAUUAUUACGAUCAUCCUAGGAAGAUAGCUGCCGAUACCGAAUUACAAGAAUGGAUCCGAUUCAUAGGUACCAAACCAAGAUUUGAGGGAGAGAUCAUUGGUCACAUGAAGGGUCUUCCUAAUGAUGGCGAGUUCAAAACAGCUGAAGAAAUUGCCACCGUGGUAACAGACUUCAUUUUCAUCUACAGCGCUGGACAUGCCGCAUCAAACUUUGGCCAGUAUAAUAACUAUGGUUUCCCGCCCGCCUACCCUAUCUGGAUGAGUGGAUCACCGCCAGAAGAUAAGACUCCUCGCUCUGAAGCUGACAUUGUUGAGCAGUUACCCAACAAGAAACAGACUUUGGACAUUAUGGCGUUCAUGAGGCUGUUGAGUACCCGAGGAAGCAAGCCACUCGCAGACUUCGAGGUCCAGUACAUGCAUGGCCCAGCAUACCAAAAGGCAUUGAAAAAAUUCCGAGCUCAACUCAAACGCAUUAGCGACAUCAUUGACCAACGGAAUGAGGAGAGAGAAGAGAAGUAUCUCUGGCUGCAUCCAAGAGAAGUGCCAAACUCUAUCACGAUCUAGAUCUUCGACACUCAGUCUUAGAGUAGUGACCGUUUACCUUUAGUUAAAAUUGAAAUUGAAUUUGAUGAUGGCAUCAUGAUAGGUUGACUUAAUGACUGAAUGGAUAGAUGGAUGAUUGAAUGAAUGAAUGAAUAAAUGAAUGAGUAAAUAAAGGGAUGAAUGAAGGAAGGAAGGAAUGAAGCUAGGAAUAAAUGAACAGAUCGAUCGAUUGAUGGAUGAAAAGACCAAUGAUUGAUUGACUAAUUGAUUGAUUGGUUGAUUGAUACUGUUUGGGCUUUUUAACCGUGUAUAAAUAAAAUCAAUCUUAUCUUUCUUAUCUUAUCUAUCUUAUCUUAUCUUAUAAUCUUAUCUUAUUGAUUGAUCGAUUGAUGAGUAUGUUAUUUUGUUUGGUUGAUUAAUUGAAUGGUUGGUUGGUGGAUUGAUAAGACAAGAAACAUAAAGAUAUAAUGUAAAUCAUAUGCAUGUACUUAAGACAAUAUAUAGCAAAUGAAAGCCAAAAUCUUAUCCAUCUUAUAUUAUCUAUCUUAUCUUAUUAAUUGAUCGAUUGAUGAGUAUGUUAUUUUGUUUGGUUGAUUAAUUGAAUGGUUGGUUGGUGGAUUAAUAAGACAAGAAACAUAAAGAUAUAAUGUAAAUCAUAUGCAUGUACUUAAGACAAUAUAUAGCAAAUGAAAGCCAAAAUGGCUCUCUAUUUGGCAUGUCAUUCUUAUAGGUAACAGGUAUUUAAAGGAGAAUGAAACCCUUGAAACCAGCUGAAUCCAUAUCAAAGAGAAAAAUCAAAGAAACAUAUUAGUCCAGUCAAUCUAGCCAGAAUAGGGGGGUAACCCACCACUAAUUGCAACACGAGAUAUUCCACUGAAAUGCUUUCCAGGAAGGUCCCCUUAACAACAUACUAAAAGUCCCAAGAAAUCCAAGUAGUAGAAAUUUAUGAAAUUUGCAUAUUAUGCAAAUUAGCCAUGAAAAAUUAGAAAAAGAAGGGUAAUAGUCCAAAGAUUACAAAUUAAAUGUCCAAAACAAUUUAAUUUGAAUGGAAAUUCAUGAUAAAUAACUGAAUUCAAUGUUUUU
Lytechinus pictus (painted urchin) is the source of this 3199-nucleotide messenger RNA. Its product is annotated as polyunsaturated fatty acid 5-lipoxygenase-like. The coding region runs from base 119 to 2137 and encodes 672 amino acids. The transcript has 12 exons. The record is from RefSeq and is a predicted model, not a curated record. NCBI's taxonomy places the organism in Eukaryota, Metazoa, Echinodermata, Echinoidea, Temnopleuroida, Toxopneustidae. Gene Ontology annotation, biological process: lipid oxidation. Gene Ontology annotation, molecular function: metal ion binding; oxidoreductase activity, acting on single donors with incorporation of molecular oxygen, incorporation of two atoms of oxygen; protein binding.